AUGAAGUUAGGACCGUCGCAUGGCGUGCCUGAUGUGUUUAAGUACAGCGAUGAUUGGAUUAAGAAGGUUCUAGAAGAAAACGGGUUGAAUAAGAAAGGAGAGGAGAUUAGUAGGGCAGGAGGUGAAGGUUCGGGGAAUAAUGACGGUGGGGGCAGUGGAGCAGGUUUCGGGGAAGGUGGUGCUAACGGGUUGGACGGAGGCGGGAGCCCAGGCUCGGAGAAACCAGGCUCGGAGAAGCCAGGCUCGGAGAAGCCUAAGCCGAAGCGUCCUUUGGUUCGGAACGAGAUCCCGUUUGAGCUCCAGCUUCGGUACGAGAUUGCUGUGGUUAAGCGCGCUCGGCCGCACUUAGAGAACAGAGUGAUUGCUGCUGCUAUCAGGGCUAAGUACGGAGUGGAAAUGACCCCGAGGGCAAUAAGGAAGAUCGGGGAGGAGAGUGAUAAGUGGUUUAGGCUGGCUGCAGGAGUGGUCUCAGAUCCUGACCAAUCACGAAUGGAGGAGGCUUUAGCGGAGUGGGUGAUUAAAGAGGAGGAGACGGAGAAGAGGGAGGUGACUAUAGAGGAGAUUAUAGCGAAGGCAAAGGAGAUUGGGCCGGGGUAUAAGGUGCGGCCGAAUUUCAAGUGGGUGGACGAGCAGCAGGGGGCGGGAGACGAGGAGAGGGGAACCGGGGAGAGGGAUGUGGGAGAAAGGGAAAGUCGGGAGGGUGGUUUUGGGGGGGUUGAAGGGACUGAGGGGGCUGAUGCGGAUGGUGAUAAUGGUGGUGAUGGCGAUGGCAGUAGUGAUUGGGUUGGUGAUGGUGGUGCGGGUGGUGGUGCUGAUGGUGAUGGUGCUGCUGCUGCUGCUGGUGCUGCUGCUGGUGCUGCUGCUGGUGGUGGUGAUGGGGAUGGUGGUGGUGAUGGUGAUGGUGCUGCUGCUGCUGCUGCUGGUGCUGCUGCUGGUGCUGCUGCUGGUGGUGGUGAUGGGGAUGGUGAUGGGGAUGGUGGUGGUGAGGGUGGUGGUGUGGAGAAACAAAGGCAUGCGGCACACAUUGCGGAACACAGUGCGCCACACAGUGCAGCCACAGAAGCUGGUGCUGUCAUCAUCCUCACAGCGGAGGGGGAAGCACUGGAUGAGGACAACAGUGAAGGAGAAGAAGCAGAACGAGGCCCAGUGGCGCUCGUCGUACUGGAUGGGGAUGAUGCAUCCGAGGAGGGAGGUCUAGGCCACUCUGAUGGUGCACGCGCAGCAGGGUCCGAUACAGACAAGGGUGGUUGUAAUGCUCACAGCACGCCCACUGGCGUCUCUUCCCCCAUACCCAUUGUUCUCGCCCUUGCUGCCGCCAACGAUCCCGAUACCCCCACCACAACCCUUCCCACCUCUUCCCAAGCUGCCCUGGCUUCUCAAGCCUCGAACCCCCCCAAUUCCUCCCAAGCCGCAUGGGCUGCCGAAACCACAGAAAAGGCUCCUAUCCCCCCCUAUUCCGAUGAUUCGAAGCGUUGCACGGUCAGGGAGCUGACGGUGGGUCAGAAGCGCGCCUUCUGCCUCGUGCGCCACGCCCUGCCGUACCUGCGCCGAACCAACAUCCACGAGCUCGCCAAGGCUGCGCUGCCGGCUUGGGGAGCGCGCGUGUCGUUUGAUACUGUAAAGUAUGUGGUGAGGGACAGCUGGUGGUGGCUGAAGAUUCCACGGGGGAAGGAGGAAGAAAUGAAGAAUAAACCAAGGAAAAAGAGGAGGAGUAGGAAAGAGAAGGGCACAGGGCAGUGCGCGAAGCUGGAAGAGGCGUUAUGGAAGUGGAUAGAGGGGAUAGGAGCAGCGGAGUUGGUGACGAAAGGAAGGGUAAAGGAUCGGAUGUUGGUGAUGGAAGUGGGGGUGCGGGGUAGGGGUGGGACAGGCGGGAAGAGCGGAGAUGGGAGAAGGAGGCGGCAUUGCUCGUCUGAGUUCCCUCAAAACCCUCAAUUGUCCGCCCCUGUUUUUCUGACGCUGGAGAUGAUCAGAGGCAUGGCGAAGGAGCUAGGACCGACUUUAGACGCUCCUCCUGGAUUCAAGUACGCGGAGAACUGGGUGCGGAGGGUUAUAGCGCGGUUCCAGGCAAAGGCGAGGAGUGAGGGGGAGGGGCGAGCGGAAGGGGUGGAUGGGGAUAGGGUGGAGGGUGGGGAGGAUGAGGAGGGAGUGGAUGGGGAUUGGUCAGACGAGGAGUCGUAUGGUGAUGGGGAGAGUGAUGAGGAGAGUGAUGAGGGGGAGGAAGAGGAUGAGAGUAACGAGGGUUCAAGUGAGGAUGAUGAUGUGGUGGAGGUGGGAGGAGGAGGUGAAGGGGGGAAGAAGAGAGGGCGGAGCGGGGAGACAGCAGCGCAGAACUCGGAGCAUGCAAGGGGUGGGAAACGGGGGAAAAUCGCCACACCUUCGGGAGACAUACAAGUUGCUGCUGCUGCUGCUGCUGCUGCUGCUGCUGCUGCUACUGCCGCCGCUCCUUGUGCCGGGGCUGAUCAGGACCCGCACCGGUAUGCGCUGCACAAGUGGGCGGACGAUCCGGACCUUUCCAGCCUCAUGCGGUGCGUGCUCGGGCCAGACUGGCUCACACAGUGCACCCGAAGAGGCGGCAUUGCGUAUGAGAACAACGGCAGCUUGACUGCUGAUGCUGCUGUUGCCGACUGCCGCCCUCCCCGCCAUCGCCGUGCGGUUGCUACAGGCGCUGCUACUGCUGCUGCUGGGUUCAGCAGUUCUCUGGCUGGUGCGGCCGGUGGCCGUACCGUUAUGUACCGUUAUGAACCGCAUGGGGAUUCAUGGACAGCUGUCGCUGCUGGUGCUCGAGUCACAAGGAGCCAGGCUUUCGCAAGAACAGCAAGAGGAGUAGGAGGAGGAGGAGGAGGAGGAGGAGGAGGAGGAGGAGGAGGAGGAGGAGGAGGAGGAGGAGGAGGAGGAGGAGGAGGAGGAGGAGGAGGAGGAGGAGGAGGAGGAGGAGGAGGAGGAGGAGGAGGAGGAGGAGGAGGAGGAGGAGGAGGAGGAGGAGGAGGAGGAGGAGGAGGAGGAGGAGGAGCGGGUAUAGCAGGCACGGCAGGUGUCAAAGGUAUAGCAGGCAAAGCAGGUGUGACUGGCACACCAGGGGGCACAGCAGGGGGCACUGCAGGGGGCACAGCAGGGGACUGGUACACAGCAGGAUCACCACUCAAUUUCCAGCAGCUCAACCUGCCCGGCCCACACCAGUUGCGUGCAACCCCACAGCACACCGGCCAUUCACCCCACUCCCACACGUAUGGCUUCGCUUCUCAAACACAACCUGCUGCUGCCACGUCACCUGCUGCUGCUGCUGCUGCACCUGGUGUUGGGCCGGCUGCAGGAGGGGCGGCUGCUGCAGCUGCGGCACUGCUUGCAGCAGCACUGGGCGCUGGUGGUGGUGCUGGUGUUGGUGGUAUAGCCGGUGCUCUGGGUGGUGGUUUUGGUGGGUUCGGUAACGCUGCUGGUGGUGCUGGUGCAAGCGGUGGUGCAUUGGCCAGUGCAGGCAAUCUGGGGGCCCUGGUGAACGCGAGUGCAGGGGCUAUUCAAGGAUCAGGAGAUGGUAACCAGCAGCAGCAGAUGCUGCUGCUGCUCACUCUCUUGGCCGCACAGGCCGCAGGAGGAGGUGCCGGAGGGGGCGUGGAGGGGGGUGUGGAAGGGGGUGUGGGAGGGGGUUUGGGAGGGAGUGUGGGUUUAGGUUUUGGAGGAGCAGGAGGGGUAGGAGCUGGAGCUGGAGCAGGAGCAGGAGGAGAUUUGGGAUGGGGAGCUGGGGGAGUGGUUAGUGAACGAGAGGGGAGGAGGGAGAGGAAGGCGCGGGAGAAGGAGCGGAAGAGAGAGAAGAAGAGAAGGAGAGCAGAGGAGAAGGCUCGGAGACGAGCGGAGAGACGGGGUGGGAGUGACUGGAGGGAUUCGAUAAGUGAAAGACAUGGGGAAAAGGGGGAAAGGCACAGGACAAAGGGAGACAAGUAUGGGUCGGAGGCAGGCGGGCGGCGUGCGUCGUUUGAGAGUGCGUGGCAUGUGCUGGUGGGUGCGGGAUCAGGUGGUGAGAGUGGGGAUGGAGAGGGGAAGAGGAGGGGUGAAGGACGGAGUGUGAGGGAAGUGGGCGGCAGAAAGCGGGCGGCAGAAGUGAUUGAGCUCUCAGAUGAUGACAAAGAGGAGGAGAAGGGAUCAGAUGAUGAUGUGGUGGAGGUGAGGGGGGGUGGAUGGGGGAAAGGUGCGAAGGGUGGUGGUAGAAGCAGCGGCAAGAAGCGACAGCGGGAGAAGGAGAAGGAGAAGGAGAAGAAAAAGGAGAAAAGGAGGUAUCGUCGUGGAAAGGGCCGGCGAUCACGGAAGGACAGCUCGAGUGAUGAUGACGACGAGGAUAAUGAGUCUGAUGAUAACGAGGAUGUGGAUGGGGAUGAGGAUGGGGAUUAUCGGGAUGAGGAGGACGAGGAGGGGGAGCAGGAUAACUCCCAGGGGCGGGGUGGGAUCCUGCAUGUACGGAGGAACCUCAGGAGAAGCAGCACAGGUGCAGCAGGAUCAACUGGAGCUGGUGGCAUUUCAAGCAUUCCGAGCCAUCCGAGCAAUCGGAGCAACCCACUGAAUCCGAGCCAGUCACUGGCUCUGGUGGCGCAGGCUGCAUCUGGGGCGGGCUUACCUCUUCCCGCCUCAGUCACGCAGGAACGGGCUGCUGCUGCUCUUGCUGCCGCCAUUGCAGCUGCUGCUUCCGUUGCCCGUGGUGACUCCCCCAAUGUUGCUGCUUACAACGCUACUGCUGCUGCUGGUGCCCGUGGGAGUGGGGGUGCUGGGUGGGGGGGUGCUACUAGGGGAGGGAUCGGUGGUGGGUCUGGUGGCGGGUUGGCUGGUGGUGCUGCUGCAAUGGGAGGUGCUGGUUUUGGGCAGUUACUGGGUGCUAUAAAUGCUGGUGUGAUGCGGAAUGCUGUUGGGAUGGUAAAUGCUGGUGGAGUGGGUAGUGCUGCAGCUACAGCCGCACCACCUGAUUCACCAGAGGCUGAGAUCACAGGUGCUACAGCCGCAUCUGUAGCAGCUACAGCCGCAUCACCUGAUUCACCAGAGGCUGAGAUCACAGGUGCUACAGCCGCACCACCUGAUUCACCAGAGGCUGAGAUCAGAGGUGCUACAGCCGCAUCUGUAGCAGCUACAGCCGCACCACCUGAUUCACCAGAGGCUGAGAUCACAGGUGCUACAGCCGCAUCUGUAGCAGCUACAGCCGCAUCUGUAGCAGCUACAGCCACACCACGUGAUUCAGAGGCUGAGAUCACAGGUGCUACAGCCGCACCACCUGAUUCACCAGAGGCUGAGAUCACAGGUGCUACAGCCACAUCUGUAGCAGCUACAGCCGCAUCUGUAGCAGCUACAGCCACACCACGUGAUUCAGAGGCUGAGAUCACAGGUGCUACAGCCGCAUCUGUAGCAGCUACAGCCGCACCACCUGAUUCACCAGAGGCUGAGAUCACAGGUGCUGAAAUUGAUGCCGUGGACGCCACCAUUGGCAAGCUCCUUGAAGGAAAGGAUUCUGACACACCUGUAGCUGCUACAGCUUGUGAAAAUGUGGAUGCGACAACUGAGGCUAAUGCUGUAGCUGCUACAGCCGAUGAGGUAAUGGCUGUAGCCGCUACAGCCAAUGAGGUAGUGGCUAUAGCCGCUACAUCUGGUGAGGAUACACAAGAAAAGAUGGAACGACAGGUGCCUAGAGCAACAGUCACGGAUGAUAUGGAAGUGGAUGGAGGUACCGCUACAGGCAGUAAGGCAGGGGAUCUCACAGUAGCUACAGCUGGUGAGACAGGGAAUGGCACAGCAGCACCUACAACCAACGAGGCUGAAGAUGCCACAGCAACGACAGCUGAUGAUGAGGCAGGAGGAGACGCCACUGUUGCGGCAAAGAACAUGGCUAGUCCAAAGGAGUGCCCACAGGGGAGGAAAAGGGCUAGAACCAGUCCAGAUGCUGACAAUGAUGAUGCAUGUGGUGCUACGGGCGAUGGUGCUACAGAUGGUGGUGAUGCAGGUGGUGGGGGUGCUGUUGCUGGUGCUACAGGUGAUGGUGCUACAGGGGAUGGUGAUGCAGGUGGUGGUGGUGCUACAGUUGUUGCUACAGGUGGUGGUGCUACAGACGAUGGGGAGUCAAAAGCGAUUGCGCCGAUGCAUGUGGGAGGCAAUGAGCACGAGGCAAAGGACGCAACGGAUGUGGAUGCGGAUGUGGAUGUGGAUGUGGGUGUGGAUGGAGGAGAUGAUACUGCAGCAGGUGAUGAUGGGGAGGCAAGAGGAGAUGAUGGUACGAAUGAUGUUGCACCUCAGCAUGGUGAGGCAAAGGACUCAAUUGAUGUUGAUGUUGAUGUGGAUGUGGAUGGAGAAGGAGAUGAUGCAGCAGCAGGUGAUGAUGGGGAGCGAAGAGCCACAGCGCCUGCUGCUAUCGCCCUAACUGCCUCUUGA
Molecule: messenger RNA, 6396 nt
Organism: Closterium sp. NIES-65
Lineage: Eukaryota; Viridiplantae; Streptophyta; Zygnematophyceae; Desmidiales; Closteriaceae
Source: the annotation of a GenBank genome assembly